AUGACCGCUAAUCCAUCCCCGUCGGAUAUCAGAAAGUCCAUCAAAGCUACAGCCGAAACCUUCUUGGCAUCAUUCGAAGACGGCUCAACUCAGAACGAUCCCGCCAUCAUCAACCGCACCCUAGCACCCGACUGCGCCCGCCACAUACUUCCUUCGUCCGUCUCUGAGGUCCUGGGCCUGCCGGCGGACUUCAGCAUCGACAAUGCGACAUUCCAAGGCGUCUUCGCAAAGGAUAUCAAAGUCCUCAAGUUCCGCAACGGCGUCAUCUCGAAUUUGGUCAUCGACACUGAGGCCCGCCUGGCUGCGUUCACGUCUGUCUUUGACGUUGUAGUAGUCAGCAGUGGAGAAACAUUCCCCUCUGAAGCCAGCUUCACCUUGUACUUCAACGAGGAUGGUUCCAAGAUCACGAAGGUGAUAGAGUUUUUGGAAAAGGAUUCAACUGUGAAGAUGGCAAACGUUCAUAAGUGA
Colletotrichum higginsianum IMI 349063 is the source of this 468-nucleotide messenger RNA. RefSeq lists its product as uncharacterized. Lineage: Eukaryota; Fungi; Ascomycota; Sordariomycetes; Glomerellales; Glomerellaceae. The coding region runs from base 1 to 468 and encodes 155 amino acids. The transcript has a single exon. The record is from RefSeq and is a predicted model, not a curated record.